Alnus glutinosa is the source of this 667-nucleotide messenger RNA. Its product is annotated as basic leucine zipper 4. The transcript has a single exon. Gene Ontology annotation, molecular function: DNA-binding transcription factor activity. The record is from RefSeq and is a predicted model, not a curated record. Bases 89 to 667 code for a protein of 192 amino acids. Gene Ontology annotation, biological process: regulation of DNA-templated transcription. NCBI's taxonomy places the organism in Eukaryota, Viridiplantae, Streptophyta, Magnoliopsida, Fagales, Betulaceae.
UUUCAUUUGUGAAAGCAAGACGAGUAGCAGAUCAACUCCCAUUUAAGAAGCUCCUUAAUUACAAAUUCUAUAGAAAACUAUUGAAGCCAUGGAGCCAAAUGCUGAGAUAUCGAUGAUGAAGGGAUUCCCUGCUCUGCAUCAACAAUAUGAUUUCCAUGGUCAUUCUCACACCCACAAACACAACCCCAUCUCAAGCCUCCUCAACAUGCAGCAGGCAGACGAAGAAGCUCAAGGAUACCAUACUAUUGUAGCCAACGACUCCUUGCCAUUUGCCUUCACUGCAUUCUUUCCCGGCCGACUCCAUGACUUCUCUCCGACAAUCCCUUGUGACGAAGCAAAAGAUCAGCUCCACCAAGGCAUCGUCAACGAGAGGAGGCUCAAGAGAAUGAUAUCCAACAGAGAAUCUGCUCGGAGAUCCCGUAUGCGGAAGAAGAAGCUAAUGGAAGACCUCCAGUAUCAGGUUCAACAGGCACAAACAGCCAAUCAACAGCUCUCCCAAAAGCUUUUCCAACUGUUGGAGUGGAACCAGCAGAUCCUCAAACAGAAUGCUCAGCUAAAGGGAAAACUCUCUUCCCUUCAAUUACUCCUCGAGGUCACUUGCAAAUCCAACGCCAAUCGCCCUACCGCUGAAACUUCCACUCCUUCCACCACCAGUUUGCUUUACUGA